UUUGAGAAUGGAGUUAGAUUGGAAUUUAGAACUGGAAAUGUUCCGACUGGAGAAUUCACUACCGGAUGUACUUAUUUGUGAUGAAAGGUGGAUUGGAAUGUUGGCAAUAUAUAGACAAUUACUUUGUGAAUGUCUUGCUAAAUAUGGAAAUGUUUUUGCUGACAGACCUUCAAUCCUUGUUGACCCAAUAAUUGCAAACUUUACAUUAAUUCUUGACAAAGACCAACCCUUUGCCGAAUUAAUACUUAAAUUAUUACAAAAAUAUGGUGCUCUAAAUAAAGAAAUAACCCCUCAAGAAUCUGUUCGGCGUUUUCGACAUGUUUGUAAUCAAUUUAUGCUUCCCUCUUUAGCUUUAAUAAAUUCUGAAGGAUGGAAGGAAAAAAUAAAAAAAUAUUUAAAUGGGGAAAUUAAAGAAGAGCCUAAUCCAAUAAAUUUAUUGUCAACAGAGCCGUGUAAAAUGAUUAAAAUUUCGGAUUUUCAAAUAUUAUUGUGUGGAAUACAUUCGCUCGAUUAA
Messenger RNA from Meloidogyne enterolobii, 514 nucleotides. The record is from the annotation of a GenBank genome assembly. Lineage: Eukaryota; Metazoa; Nematoda; Chromadorea; Rhabditida; Meloidogynidae.